AGUCGAGCUAUGUAAGUCGGCCCUAGCAAAACACAGAAUGAAACGAACAUUUGAGCUGUAUUCACCAACGAUCUGCUACAACAAACCAGCAGCAGCCGUCGUUCCGGUGGAAUGGUGUCAAGCUAGAAAGCAUGCUGCCAUCUCGGAUCGCCUUGUCCAAGAACUAAUUGUUCCGAAGCGAUCUGCCCGAACAUGGAAACUGCGGGAAGGCGAUCUCUGUCGAAUUUCACUUAUCGAAGGCUCACAGGUGGGCGAUGUGAAUCUCUGGAACCUGCACAAUCCUAAGGAGCAUUUCUACUCUGGGAAAACACGCCAGUUGCAUGCAUCUCAUCUAAAGCCUUGUGAUCGCUUGUGGAGCUGUUUACCGUAUCUGCGGCCGAUGGCAACAUUCGUUACGGAUUCGUUGGCUGAUUAUGGUGUCGAUCGGGACGGUGGUGCUUUGCAUGACGUUAUUGGCACCAGAUGCGACGAUUAUACGUAUAAACUGAUCACGGGGAUGGAACGAUUUGGAAGUUGUCACAGCUAUUUACGAGAAGCCAUCAAGGAACACGGAUUAGAUGAGUCAUACGUGCACGAUGUAUGGAAUAUAUUUAUGUGUACAGGAUUUACAAAGGAUACUUUGCAAUAUUUUUGUAAGCCAAGUCCUGCUCGAGAAGGAGACUUCAUUGAAUUUAUUGCUGAUAUGGAUUUGUUAGUGGCACUUAGCACUUGCCCCCAAGGUGACGUUUCCAUUGUCGUUGGCCAAGAGGUACCGGAAGAUAAAUGUUUUCCUUUGAAAGUUGAGAUAUAUCGAGCUCAAUGAAAAUGGUUAACAUAGAAGUUAACUAGAUUCUCAUAAAAACAAAAUUGGCAAGGCAAUAAUAUUUUCGUGAGGAGAACUAACUCGUACUGUACAGGUUGGGUGAUUUGAAAUGUUACUUAUUUUAUUUUGUGGAGGCGAUCUGGCGUAGUGGUAACAUCCAUGCCUCUCACGCUAAAGGUCACGAGUUCAAUUCUCACUCCCGACAUUCUUCCAAAAAUGGAAGUAGAAGUGACGAACCAGCCAAAUGAGUUGAAAGUCACUAUAAUACAGAUAUUUGAAAGUUUGUUUGUACAAAACUCCGCUAGAUACACUCUUCGUCAAUAUAAAAAAAUACAACUACUUAAAAAUAUAGCCUUAAUCAUUUUCGAAUCUAAUAAAAAAACAUCUUUUGACUUAUUCGUUUUACUUUAGAUAGAAUAAUUUUUUGACGUGGGACUACGUCUAACCGGAAUAUAUGGAGGGUAAAAUGAAAACCUAAACACAGAACAUGCAGGAAAAAAUGAAAGAUUUCGAAUGCUUAUAGCUCGAACAUUUCGUACUGGAUAGGAGAGAUGUUUGCAUCACUUGAUAGGGAAUAUUUCUACGCAUCUAUCGCAACUAACAAAAUGUUGUUUUUCAUUAGAUAAACAAUUGAAUAACUGUAAAAUAUUAGGCGUUAUCUAAACGCCCUAACUGCAUCGUUUUGAUUGGCCCGAUUUACGGUUUCCCUAACACAGCCAUCAAAACCAAGCAGCCUUGGGGAAAUCGGCAUUGCAAAUACAUGAAAGUAGGGGGACUUUUGUUCUCAUCGAAAAAUGUUCCCUAACACAGACUUUAAAACCAAGCAACGAAAUCGGCAUUGCAAGCACACGAAAGAGCCUAGAGGCGAGUGAACUGAAAAGUUUAAACCCUCUUAAAGCCAAAAAGAAGAAAAAGAACACACGAAAGUAGGGGGAGCUUUUGUUCCCACAGAAAUGUGUUCCCUAAUAGAGAUUUCUAAACCAAGGUGCCUGGAGAAAUCGGUAUUUCAAAUUUAUGCAAGUCGGGGGUAUUUUUGUUCCGACUGGAAUGUGUUUCCCUAACAUAGACUUCAAAUCCAUGAAGCGUGGGGAAAUCGGCAUUGCGAAUUCAUACAAAUCGGGAGUAUUUUUGUUCCGAUUGAAAUGUGUUUCCCUAACACAGACUUCAAAACCGAGGUUUCUGGGGAAAUCGGCUCUGCAAAUAAAUGCAAACUGCGAGUACUUUUGUCCUCGCUUGCCUUUGUGCAGAGUGGUGUAACAAAGGCUUGCUACGCCCAGCUGCCCGCAUGUACUCCUUCUUUUCCCUCCCAGGGUCGGCUCAAUUCCAGCCAAAUUAGGUUUCUCAGAAAAGGGAAAACAACACGUUAUAGAUUCCUAAAGAGACGGUCUUUAUUCUAUUUAUUGUCUGCCCUAAUUCCCUAACUCCUACUCAGAUUUACAAAUACUCACAUGUGUGUAUUGUGUCGUGUCAGGGCCCGCCGCUGGUUCUGCCGCGCUCCUGCGUUGCCUCGGCUUUCGGCGUAGGUUCUGACCGCCGCUGAUACUCCCUCGGUCCUGCGUUGGUUCUCCUGUUUGGCGGAGAUUCGGAUCGUCGCCGCCUUGUCCUCUCGUUCGUCGUUCAGGGUGCCGGUACGGAUCCUCGGCCACGCCACACCGCGCUCUGGGGUUUUGACGAUAAUGCCAACCCUCACGACUCAACCUCUUCGACACGACGGUGCGCCACUGUACGCGACCGCCACAAACCGCUAGUUCGGUUUAGGUUUGUGCGGAAUGAUACUUCCUUUUUUGUGAAAGGACUUCGUAGAAACUACAAUUCCACUGAAUCGUCGCGGAUUUACUUUUCGUUGGUAGUUGAGGACACGUCUAGUCUCUAUCGCGUGGUUCAGACAAGUCCCGACUCGCUCCAACCGGAACCUCUACGACCCGCCAAAUCCGGGUUGGUUUUCAUCGCCUUCAGCACUACCAACCGCAGCGAUGUUUUAAUGUGUCGUGUAAUGUUGUUUGUGCUGUAUAUAAUCCUUAAUUCGUGUUGUGUAUGACUAUGUGCCGUCUUUCUUUUAACCCUUAAAUAGCUAUUUUUUAAUCUGUUAUUUCAAUUUUAUUUUAGGUUUUAUUUAUCGAAAUAUAGUUUAGGAAAUAAGUAUAUGUUUUUUAAUUUUAUGCGAAGGACCCUAUUUAGCAAUUUUUUUCUAUAGAUGUGUGUUUUCUCCUUUUUUUGUUCUUAAUAAACACCAUGGGCGGGAUAAACUUCAACAGACAGCAAGACCCAACAAGUGACUUGUCACACUACCGCACCGCUCGAGUAAAAAAAAAAUAUUAAUGAAAUUAAUAUUUUUUUUUUAAGGAAAACCUCUAAUAAUCAUUACAGUGCCGCACCUGUACCAGUAAUCAUCAAUUACUAAACAAGUAAAACAAUCUUCAAUACUAAUAGCAAACAAAAAAACGAACAAUCAGCGGACAAAUGAACCGCAUAAUUAAAGACAAGUAUAACAAUAGUAGCAAACUCCUUUUAACUUAACAAAGAGACAUGAGAAUAACAAAUAAAUUAAAUGCAGAACAAUAUUUUAUAAAUAUUAAGUUGAUAAAUAACAAAAAAAUAUAACAAGUAUUUAAUAUUAAAUUGUCUUUCAUUGUACCGGUACAAAAUAUGAUAAUCAUUAAGUCAUGUAAGUCAUGAACUUUUAAUCGGUGCAAUAUAGUUUAUUAUCACACGCGGAGUCCGUUCUCAGAGUUUAAUUACUGGAGAGCAAUAGACAAUCUAUUACACAACCGCGACGUACUAGAGCAAUACGAAUACGGUUAGCUAUGGAUUCAUGCGAUUCGGUUCGGUUUACAAAUCAAUUAUACGCGCGUCUGUGAGAACGUAUGCUAUCCAGAUUAAUUAAAUUAUUGGCCAAAGAUCAUUUCGUAAUGGUUCAUCUCACAAUUUUAUUCGAGUAAUUCGUAAACAGAAGCAAAUCAACUUCUGUAUUUAUGGGUUGUUGGAAAUUUAUCAGGUUAGUGUGCUGAUCGUAAGUUGAUCACAAUACUUCACUUCAUUUUAAAUCACCCACAUCCCAGACGACCUUGAAGGCUACGUCCUUGGAUAUUGUAAAAGUGUGUGUGAUGGCGUUAGUUCUAUUGUAUUGAGGCAGUGCUAUCGAAGAUUUGUCUAUCGCGUCGUCUAAUUAACUCUGGCUGGUACGCGUUCAUUCCUAGCAUUACUGCUCUACUAUUGGUACCACAACGAUUAGAUUUUUUUUGAUAAUCAUAUAUGGAUGGUAAGUAUGCAUUAUUUGGCACAGUAAAAUUAUUCUAUUGAAAUUAAUUAUAUAAUAGUUUUAAUAUUUUCUUAAUUUUUCAGAUUCCGGAUUUAUGCGCACCUUACGCUUGAAUGGAGGACACCAAUAUGGCUAUGGAAAUGUUCCAUAUUUUUCUUAUUUCCAUUAUUUCCUGGAAAAUAAUAAGUUUACUGGACAAUAUUUGUUUAACUGAGUCGAAUCAGCAAAUAUCCACGAGAGAUAAAUUACCAUGGGCUUUUAAAUCACUUGCUGAGAAAACACCGAGGUUUCUCCCUUUAAGAUCUGCAACUUCAUAGGAACUGGAUCCUUUUCGAGAAAGAAUAACGCAGGGUUCAUACACUUCCCCUAAUUUGGCGUUGAAAUUAUCCCUAGCUGAGGAUUGACGGAAAGUCCUUUUAUAGACACGUUGACCUAUAUCGAAAAUCGCUUGGACAACGCCAUCCGCCAUCUUGGGGAUUCUUUUGUCUCCUAUUCUGGAUCAGGAAACUGUUGUUCCUGUUAAAAGUGUUGGACCAAGAUUCGGAACAUUAAUCCGGACAAUUAGCUGCCUUCGGAGAGUUAUUUCGACGGUAAAUCAAAACAAUUUCGUCGGCAAGGGUCCUACGGCUGUAUCGGUACUUCUUGGAAACGUGGAGGUAAUGGCCCACCGAAGUCAACUUAGAAUGUACCACAGCAAAUACCCGGAGACUAGACCAAACAUCGUAAUGCAGCUGGGUGCACAGUACAAGAAUGCCGAUGUUUUGGACAUGAACGUUGAAGAACGUGUAGCUGGAAGCGGCUCAGAGGACAUCAAGGGGGAAAUCUCACGGGAUAAUCUGGCAAAGGUUAGAGACUCGAGAAAGAGAAAUGCUUCUACGGCGGAAUUGCCGGGAAGUUUACGGCGCUCAAAGCGGACAAAGCGCCCAUUCGAAGAACAGAAUUAUUAUUAUUAUACUAAAAGAAAUUGUCGGAAAUCCUUUAGUAGUGAUCAAAAUGGCUGACAUUUCGAAUUGUAAAAUUAAAAUAUAACAGUUCAUAUGAAUUAUACUGAAUUGUUAGAAUAGGUUGAUUUAAAAAAAAAAUAAAGGGGACGACUGUUAUGUCUAUCUUCAAUAUAAAACAUUGUUACAGUGAGCUGGACUCCGUUCGUAACGCAGGUAACGCCUGCGCCGACUGCCCACAAUCCAACCCACAAUCCAAUCGACGAAAAAAACAUCGACCUAACAACGACCGUAGCGCUGUUACUUAUUCACGAUGACGACGAUUAGAUUCAUAAUUUUCAUUUUAAAAGUGUAUUCAUUCCUUCUGCAAAUCCAUACUGUCAUGCCUAUUCCCCAAUAUCGUAGUUCGUUAGUCGAAAAUACUGAAUAAUUAAACAAACCAAAUGGCAUCACUGGUGGUUCUUUUUUCCACUCCGCUGAACUGUCAUCUCAAACAAAAACAAAUGGAUCAUACAACUGCUAUGAAUACAUUCGACUCGUUUGCUUCCAUCAAUCGGUAAGUGAGAAAGAUGAUUUCUCCCAUCACCACAGUGCGGAUUUCCACUUCUAUCACAGCAGCCAACAACAUCCAUUUUCCUGCAGCAGUAACCUCCCACCCCUGUUGGCAACUCGGGGGACAGCAUCAACAGCAGCAGCAGCAGAAUUUGACCAUGGUAUGGUAUUGCGAAGAACUUUCCCCAUUAGAGGUUCCGUGCUUCGCGCACAUUCAAAAAUCCUCUUCAGAUACGAAAACUCAACGACAAGGAGGUAUUUAUCAACUUGCUCAGCUGAAUUACCACCCCGGAGGAACCCGAUUGCACUGAUUCCGUAGUAUAGUAGAAUGAAAAUAGGCGAGGUAAGCGAACGUAAUCGCAUGAAAUUUUAAUUUUCGCAUUUUUAUCCGGAUCAUACAACUGCUAUGAAUACAUCCGACUCAAUCAAUCGGCGAGUGAGAAAGAUGAUUUCCCUCAUCACCACAUUGCUUAUUUCCUCUUCUGUCACACCAGCCAACAGCAUCAGCUUUCCCGCAGCAGUAUCCUUUAAGUCCAGGGUGUUAUUCCGGGGAACAGCAUCAACAGCAACAGCAGCAGGACCUGGCCAUCGAUAGUAUUUCGAGCAAUUUUCCACAUCGGAGAUCCCGUGCUUCACGCACAUUGAAGAAUCCUCCUCAGCCACAUAUCUGUGUCAUCAAGGGCAAGGAGGUAUUCAUCAAUGUACUCAGUCGGAUUUGAAUCGUCAAUCCAGACAACCCGGAUGCACCGAUUCCAUUAUAUACCUUAUUUUUAUUAUACAUGGUUUUUUAUUAUUUUUCUUCAAUAAAAUGAUUAAAAACGA
Molecule: messenger RNA, 6376 nt
Organism: Toxorhynchites rutilus septentrionalis
Lineage: Eukaryota; Metazoa; Arthropoda; Insecta; Diptera; Culicidae
Exons: 8
Coding region: 38-802 (254 amino acids)
Source: RefSeq, a predicted model, not a curated record